AUGGUGGGAGUAAAUCAGGCUUUCAGUCUGUCCAAGAUAGCUCAGCUGAAAGAUAAGAAAGCCAAGCAAUCCACUUGGAAGUUUAAUCUUGACCUUACUCAUCCAGUUGAAAAUGGAAUCUUUGAUUCUGGAAAUUUUGAGCAGUUCUUGAAGGAGAAAGUUAAAGUCAAUGGAAAAACAGGAAACCUAGAGGAUGUUCAUGUUGAAUGCUUCAAGAAUAAGAUCACAGUUGUGUCUGAUAAACAGUUCUCUAAAAGAUACUUACAAUAUCUUAUCAAGAAAUAUCUCAAAGUGAAUAGUCAUCAUGAAUGGCUUUAUGUGGUUGCAUCAGACAAGGAAACUUAAAAACUUUGUUAUUUCUAGAUUAGUCAAGAUGAGAAGGUUCUGAAUAUUUUUUGA
Molecule: messenger RNA, 399 nt
Organism: Dromiciops gliroides (monito del monte)
Lineage: Eukaryota; Metazoa; Chordata; Mammalia; Microbiotheria; Microbiotheriidae
Product: 60S ribosomal protein L22-like 1
Exons: 3
Biological process (GO): cytoplasmic translation
Cellular component (GO): ribosome
Molecular function (GO): structural constituent of ribosome; RNA binding
Source: RefSeq, a predicted model, not a curated record